This is a messenger RNA of Spizellomyces punctatus DAOM BR117, 1233 nucleotides long. RefSeq lists its product as uncharacterized. NCBI's taxonomy places the organism in Eukaryota, Fungi, Chytridiomycota, Chytridiomycetes, Spizellomycetales, Spizellomycetaceae. The transcript has 2 exons. Bases 1 to 1233 code for a protein of 410 amino acids. The record is from RefSeq and is a predicted model, not a curated record.
AUGGCAGCCAAAGAGUGGCCGAGAGAGCUUGCACCGCUGUCAAGACCAGGGGUGUCGGUGCUGGUGCGUUCCUCACGACGCACACGGCGCCUGGAUCCUCCAGUGCUCGUAGGGGUUGCUUCAUCCGAUGAAGAAGAGUCAGAGGAAGAUUCAGAUGGGGAUUCCGACGCAGAUUCGGAAGAGGAGGAAGAUUCAGCAGACGAGGUAGGUUCAGCCGACGAGGAAGAUUCAGCAGACGAGGUAGGUUCGGCGGAAGAGGAAGAUUCAGCCGACGAGGAAGAUUCGGCGGAUGAGGACGAUUCAGCCGAAGAGGAAGAUUCCGCAGAGGACGAUGAUUCAGCAGAAGAGGUAGGUUCGGCCGAAGAGGAAGAUUCGGCAGAGGAGGAAGCGGCAGCCGAAGAGGAAGAUUCAGCAGAGGAGGUAGGUUCGGCCGAAGAGGAAGAUUCGGCAGAGGAGGAAGCGGCAGCCGAAGAGGAAGAUUCAGCAGAGGAGGUAGGUGCAGCCGAAGAGGAAGAUUCGGCAGAGGAGGAAGCGGCAGCCGAAGAGGAAGAUUCAGCAGAGGAGGUAGGUGCAGCCGAAGAGGAAGAUUCGGCAGAAGAGGAAGAUGCAACCGAGGAAGAGGUUUCAGCAGCCGAAGAGGAUGAUUGGGCAGAAGAGGUAGGUGCAGCCGAGGAAGAAGAAGAUCCAGCAGCGGAAGAGGAUGAUUCAGCCGAGGAGGUAGGUGCAGCCGAGGAGGAAGAAGAUCCAGCAGCGGAAGAGGAUGAUUCAGCCGAGGAGGUAGGUGCAGCCGAGGAGGAAGAAGAUCCAGCAGCGGAAGAGGAUGAUUCAGCCGAGGAGGUAGGUGCAGCCGAGGAGGAAGAAGAUCCAGCAGCGGAAGAGGAUGAUUCAGCCGAGGAGGUAGGUGCAGCCGAGGAGGAAGAAGAUCCAGCAGCGGAAGAGGAUGAUUCAGCCGAGGAGGUAGGUGCAGCCGAGGAGGAAGAAGAUCCAGCAGCCGAAGAGGAUGAUUCAGCAGAGGAUGUAGGUGCAGCCGAGGAAGAGGAUCCAGCGACGGACGAGGAUGAUCCAGCGGAGGAUGUAGGUGCCGCCGCGGAGGAGGAUCCAGCAGCCGAAGAGGAUGAUUCAGCAGAAGAGGUAGGUGCAGCCGACGAAGAAGAACCGGCGGCGGACGAGGAUGAUCCAGCGGAGGAGGUAGGUGCAGCCGAGGAAGAAGAUCCGGCGGCGGACGAGGGAUGA